AUGGUCUCAGAGGCCGGAGAGGUCCAGUGCAGGGAAGGGCUUUGUCCACAGUACUUCCAGAAGGUGAUCCCACAUCAGUUUGACAGUUCUCCCGACAAGCUGAUCCUCAAGGCCUACCAGGUCAAGUACAACUCCAAGAAGAUGAAACGGUUGGAGAAGGAGUAUGCGGCCAUCAAAAACAAAGAGAUGGAAGAGCAGAUUGAGAUCAAACGACUCCGAACAGAAAACCGGCUCCUGAAACAACGGAUCGAGACGCUGGAGAAGGAGAGUGCUGCUCUAGCUGAUAGAUUAAUCCAGGGCCAGGUCACCCGGGCCCAGGAAGCCGAAGAGAACUACGUCAUCAAGAGGGAGCUGGCCGUGGUGAAGCAGCAAUGCAGCUCGGCUACGGAGAACCUCCAGAAGGCUCAGAGCACCAUCCGGCAGCUGCAGGAGCAGCAGGAUAAUCCCCGCCUCACGGAGGAGUUUGUGGCCCACCUGGAGACGGAGCUGGAGCAGUCGCGCAUGCGGGAGACGGAGACCCUGAGCGCACUCCGCGAGAUGCAGGACAAGGUCCUGGACAUGGAGAAGAGGAAUAACUCACUGCCGGAUGAGAACAACGUGGCCCAUCUGCAAGAGGAGGUGAAGGCUCUGAAAUUGCGGGAGAGCGAGGCCGUAACCUCCCUGCGGGAGCUGAAGUUACAAGUGCAGGAGCUCACCGACAAUUGGCAGGCCCACCUCUCCCGAGGAGGGCGUUGGAAGGAGUCCCCGCGGAAGCUGGCCCUGGGAGACCUGCAGGAGGAGCUGAUGACCAUUCGGCUGCGGGAGGUGCAGGCCCUGGCCGAGGGGCGGGAGCUGCGACAGCACGUGGUGGAGCUGGAGACCCAGGACCAGAUCCACCGGAACCUCCUGAACCGGGUGGAGGUGGAGAACACGGGGCUGCAGGAGAAGGUUCAGUACCUGGUGGCCCAGAACAAGGGGCUGCAGACCCAGCUGAGCGAGAGCAAGCGCAAGCACGCCGAGGCCGAGUGCAAGAGUAAGGAGGAGGUGAUGGCGGUGCGACUGAGGGAAGCGGACAGCAUGGCGGCCGUGGCCGAGAUGCGACAGCGCAUUGCCGAACUGGAGAUCCAGAGAGAAGAGGGGAUGAUCCAGGGGCAGCUCAACCAUUCAGAUUCUUCCCAAUACAUCCGUGAGCUCAAGGACCAGAUUGAUGAACUGAAGGCAGAGGUACGGUUGCUGAAGGGUCCACCCCAAUUUGAGGAGCCUCUGGCGUUCGACAGUCUCCACUUGGGACGGCAUCUGGACGAGGACUCUCUGCCCUCCUCGGACGAGGAAGAGCUCCUGGGCGUGGGGGUCGGGGCAGCCUUGCAAGAUGCCCUGUACCCGCUAUCCCCCCGGGAUGCCCGCUUCUUCCGCCACCUGGACCGCCCUGCCAAAGACAGCGAAGGCAGCACGGACAGCGAGGCGGAGGAACUGGUCCCGCCCUUUGAGCAGAACCUGGGCAACUGACGCCGCCCCUGAGAGCAGCCCCUGCCUCCGCCGGUGCCCCCGGAGCCAAUUUGGACUUCUCGCGUGGCCCGACUCUCCCAGGCCCCCGUUCCCGGGUCUUCCUGGAGGGGCCGGGCCAACGGGCCAGGGGAGGGAAUGAUUCUAGGGGCCCCGACCCCCUCCCCGCCUCCACCCGAGAGCGUUGACUUUGAGUGUUGUCUACAUGGCCUACUCCUGAGGCCCAUUGUGGUUACUCCAUAUUUAAACUUGACUCCAUUGUGUGGCUUCCCUCCCCACCCACACACCCAUGGCUUCCCCCCACCCCCACCCCCACCCCUGGCCUCUCCUCCUAUUAAGCUCCCUAUUAAGCUCUGUCGGGACCAGAUUUGCUCCAGCUGAGUACCCCCAAAGCCUUCAGGCUUUUCCUGGGGUGCUAGAGCCAGGCUCUUCCCAACAGCAGCAAUCCUGGGAUCUCCUUCCCCAUCCUCACCCAGAGAGCACUCUCUUCUUUCAAUCUAUUUUAUUUUUCCAAAUUUUUAUUUAUCUAGUGGGGGGGCUCUUCGGGUCCCCUUUCUGUCUCCUCCGCCCUCCCAGGGCUCAGAAACUAACACUGCCGUUCCCAUCCCCGAAGGUGGGGCGGAGCAGGGUGGGGUGGGGGAGGAGAUCAGAGCUUCCAGCUGCCUUGUGACUUUUCUGGUGCUGCUGCAGCAGUCAGUGGCCCGGGGCAGCAGAAGGUCCCCUCUUCUCCCAGAUCCAGGGCCACCAAGCUGAUUCCUCCUCCUCCUCCUCCUCCUCCUCCUCCACGUGGCCUUCCCUCCAGCAUGGUGAAAAAUGCAGAAAGUCCCCAAGCCUUCCAGCAGAACAGAGGGAAGUGAGAGCUCAGGAGACAGAAAAACACACACACGCCCCCCCCCCCCCCCCCCCCCCGCACACACACAUCAAGGCCCUGGGGGAAUGAGAUGGAGGAGCUGAGGGCUUUCUCCAACACUUCUGCUGCCUCCUGCUCUUUCCCCCCUCUAUCUCACCUAGUCUGGGGCCCUAUGACUUUCUCUUCCCUACCACCCCAUUGUAGCUCCUCUCUCUGCUGGAGCCACUGGGCACCUUGAGGAGCAACGGGACUGUCCAGGCUGCCUCUCCCUGGCCAAUUUGGGCACCGGGCCUGCCAUCAGCAGCUUCCCUAGAGCUGCCCCCUCUCCCUCUGUCCAUGGGCUUCUUCCUACCAGCCCUGAAACCCCACCAAGCUUCACUGUGCCAUAUUGCCAGCAGGAAGGGGCCAGAGGGUCCUGGGCCCUCCACGUUGACUGUUCAACCAGCAGUCUGGGCUGUGCGUCACCCCCCACCCCCCCGGCCCCCGGGUCAACUCAGCUCAGCCAACCCAGACCCUUCACUUGGGGCCUUGCCCGUCUCCUGCGUAGAUUACCGGGUGAAGAGCAGGGAGAAGAAGGGAAGCCCUGGAAGAGAAACUGGGAGCAUGCUGCAGGUCUCCUCCCCGGUUCCCUGGAGGGAUGUGUUUACAAAACGGUGCCUGUAGGCACACGAUGAAGAUGGUACCCACUGCUCACACAGUGAGUAACCAAAUACUUUAGCUUUUUCAUCACCCUCCCUCGACCCAGAGGCUAGAGGUCAAGGACAGCUUCACCCCCCACCCUCACCCCGAACUCCCACCACCACCACGCUUGAUUCUUGGCAUCUGGCCUCUCCCCCUGACCCAGCUAGGAGGGUCCUGGCCAGAAAGCCAUCCCCACUCCACCCUUCUUCUUCCUUCCCCCAGCCACAUCGGUUCUCAGAGUUCUCACCGGUUGUUUGUAUUUAUUUGCCAAGUUGAGAAAUAUUUAUCAAGGUGCCAAAUUCUCUGUGCACAUCUCCCCCGGUUUUCUCCACCUUGUUCCCUCUCCUCCCACCACCUCAGCUGCUGCUCAGCCCAAGGCCAGGCCUGCCACGUUGGUGCUCCCAGCGUUACCGCAUUCCCCACCGGUGACACCCCAGCAGGCGGUCUGUUCCGGGCGCCAUUAGGGCACGCCCUGGGUUGGGCUUCUCCCUUCCCUGCCCCGUUUCCCCCGCACCCACCCUCGCCCCACCUCCCGUGUCGGAGCCAGAAAAGAGCAAGAGGGUUGGAUCUGUUCCAGCCCAGGCUGGGGUUUCUCCUGUCCACUCUCCCUCCCCAGCCUCUGCUCUGUAACGUCAUGUAACUGUGUGACCCCACACUCCCCUCCCCUCCGCCUCCCUGCCACCAUGUUUUCAGACUGUAUAAAUCCAUCUGUUUCCCCCACAAGGUUGGAAAGAAUAAUAAAACUUAUUUACACAGUC
This is a messenger RNA of Ornithorhynchus anatinus (platypus), 3771 nucleotides long. It is a transcript of the gene EVI5L, whose product is annotated as ecotropic viral integration site 5 like. Bases 1 to 1485 code for a protein of 494 amino acids. The transcript is spliced from 13 exons. Lineage: Eukaryota; Metazoa; Chordata; Mammalia; Monotremata; Ornithorhynchidae. The record is from RefSeq and is a predicted model, not a curated record.